Brettanomyces nanus is the source of this 1935-nucleotide messenger RNA. RefSeq lists its product as uncharacterized. The transcript has a single exon. Gene Ontology annotation, cellular component: cytosol. NCBI's taxonomy places the organism in Eukaryota, Fungi, Ascomycota, Pichiomycetes, Pichiales, Pichiaceae. Gene Ontology annotation, biological process: proteolysis. The record is from RefSeq and is a predicted model, not a curated record. Bases 1 to 1935 code for a protein of 644 amino acids. Gene Ontology annotation, molecular function: aminopeptidase activity; epoxide hydrolase activity; metallopeptidase activity.
AUGUCAACUUAUCCAAAUAUAUCUUCUCACUUACAGAAGAUCUUGGCUCCUCAUUUUCCUAAGAACGGAUCUCCUGAGAUUGACCCGUCCACUAAUUCCAACUAUGGUCAUUUUAAGGUCAAUCAUUCCACUCUGGAUCUUGUUGUUGACUUCCACAAGAAACGGUUGAUUGGAUCUGUCACUCAUGAGAUCGAAACUCUUAAACCGGCUAAAGAAAUCAUCCUUGACUCAUCUUUCUUGGACGUUAAGAAAGUCACUGUCAACGAUAAGGAUACUUCUUUUCAAGUUAAGCAGAGAAAAGAACCUCUUGGCUCUCCUUUUGUCAUCUAUUAUAAGUCCAACGCUAAUGACUCAUUUACUUUGAAGAUCUACUAUGAGACAACAGAGAAAUGUACUGCUCUCCAAUGGCUUGAACCCGAACAGACCGACGGUGGUAAGCUUCCUUAUCUCUUCUCUCAGUGUGAACCUACUCAUGCCAGGUCCUUCUUCCCUUGUUUCGAUACUCCAUCCGUUAAAUCCUCUUUCACCUAUAAUAUUACGUCUCCUUUGAACGUGCUAGUCUCUGGUUUACUAGUCAGUAAGGAACCUUCUGCAACCGAUGCAUCACUGUUCGUCUAUAGUUACAAACAACCAGUUCCUAUUCCAUCAUAUUUGGCUUCCAUUGCCUCUGGUAAUAUUGUUGGUGCCCCUAUUGGUCCUAGAUCCACCGUUUACUCUGAACCCUCCUUUAUUGAUAAAUGCCAGUAUGAAUUUGAAGCUGAUACUGAGAAGUUCAUCAAGGCAGCCGAAGAUUUGGUUUUUGAAUACGAAUGGAAGCAGUACAACGUUCUUAUUUUACCCCAAUCAAUGCCAUUUGGUGGUAUGGAGCAUCCUAAUUGCACGUUUGCCACUCCUACUUUAGUAUCUGGUGACCGUGAAAACGUUGACGUCAUUGCCCACGAGUUAUCUCAUAGUUGGUCAGGUAAUUUGAUUACCAACUGCUCUUUCGAGCACUUUUGGUUGAACGAAGGCUGGACAGUUUACCUAGAGCGUCGUAUUGUGGGUAAAAUUCACGGCGACAAAUUCAGAGACUUCAGUUCCAUCAUUGGUUGGACAGAUUUGGUUAACUCUAUUGAGGCCAUGGGCGACACUGCAGAAAGAUUCUCUAGAUUGGUUCAGGACUUGAAAGAUGGUAUAGAUGCAGACGAUUCGUUCAGUACCGUUCCAUAUGAAAAGGGUUCUAAUAUGCUUUAUACAAUUGAAAAGACUGUUGGCGGUAAGGAAAACUUUGAUCCAUUCAUCAAAUAUUACUUCUCUAAGUACAAGUAUCAGUCUUUGGACACGUAUGAAUUUUUGAACACUUUAUACGGAUUCUUCAAGGACAAAAAAGAUCUCUUGGAUACCAUAGAUUGGAAGAUAUGGCUUUUUGAGCCUGGCUUACCUCCAAAGCCUAAAUUUGACACCCAGAUGGUUGAUGAGUGCUACAAUUUGGCGAGUAAAUGGAUAUCUGUUGCUUCAAAGUAUCCUGAAGAGCUUAAAUCUGUAUUUAAAGCUGCUGACAUUGAAUCGUUCAGUGCCAACCAGAACUUGGUGUUUUUGGAUACGCUAGUCGGAUCUGAUGGUGAGAAUGGGUUUAAGUGGAAUUCAACAAAUGGUAAAGAGGCUAUCGAAAUCAUGGGACGGGUUUAUGCAAAAUAUGCGAAGUCCGAAAAUGCCGAGGUUCUUUUCAGGUGGUUCAGAUUACAGCUUACAGGAAGAAUCAAGCCUUCGUACCAGAAAUUGGCCGACUGGCUUGGAACUGUUGGUAGAAUGAAGUUUGUGAGACCUUCUUAUGUCUUACUUAACAAAGUUGACCGAGAGUUGGCAUUAAAGACGUUCCAGAGAUGGGAAAAAGGAUACCAUCCUAUUUGUAAAGCCCUUGUUAAAAAAGACUUGGGUUUGGCCGAAAUAAUAUAG